CGCCACGUGACGUGGAAGGUCUCUCUCGCGAUCAGGCGGAGCUGCUGCGGAUGUCGUUGUUUUGGCUGAGAGAGCGACAGAGUGAGAUAGUGAGAGUGAGAGAGAGAGACGCUUGUCACCGAACAUCUCUGGGUGCCUCGGACGUUUUCGUGCUGGUCGCCGUCCCCAUCCAUUGCCGAAGAGGCACUGCGAGUCUCUCCCGGGGAGAGCAUCGCACAGAGAUCCGCUGAUGGAGGACUUUGAUGAAAUCUACGAGGAGGAAGAGGACGAGGACAGGGCCGCGGAAGAGCAACUGCUUAAGUACACUCCGGACCCAGUUGUGGUGCGCGGAUCCGGCCACGUCACUGUGUUUGGACUGAGCAACAAGUUUGAGUCAGAGUUUCCUUCCUCGCUCACAGGAAAGGUGGCACCAGAGGAGUUCAAGGCCAGUAUCAGCAGGGUGAAUGGGUGUCUGAAGAAGACACUGCCUGUAAAUGUGCGCUGGCUGCUGUGUGGCUGUUUAUGCUGCUGCUGCACCCUGGGAUUCAGCCUGUGGCCUGUUAUCUGCCUCAGCAAGCGAACGCGGCGGUCUGUGGAGAAGUUGCUAGAGUGGGAGAAUAAUAGACUAUACCACAAGCUCUGCCUGCACUGGAGACUGAACACGCGGAAAUGUGAAACCAAUAACAUGAUGGAAUAUGUCAUCCUGAUAGAGUUCCUACCCAAGAGCCCGAUAUUCCGGCCAGACUAGCCCCACCAGUCAGUCUGCAGGGUGUCCUCCCGCAUGGUGCCUUACUCUGGGACUGUCUCCGUGUGGAGCUGAACACUACAGACAGGGCCUACUGAGGGCCUCUCAGAGACGGCUGUCCGUUCAUCCUGUGGAGCAUGGCCUUCUUACUGCGCUGGUCACAGACUCCUCUGUUUAAGAUCCCUGCAGGACAUUUGCAGGCUCACUGCAUCUCUGCAGAGGCAGGAGAGAACCUGGGUCAGCUGUCUGUCUGCUGUCUGUCUCUAAGGGCACGUGGACAUUGAUGGGGAUAUUUGUGCAUUCUGUGUGUGUGUGUAUGUGUGUGUGAGAGAGUGUAGCUGAAGAGAAGCUCAGUGGCAUAAUGAUAUUAUGCACAUGGGCUUUGGACUCCUGACUGGGUUCUCCGUGUGAAGGUUCUACUCUGCUGGGUUCCGCUUGUGAAAGUUCUACUCAGCUAGAAUCUCCUUGUGAAGGUUCUACUCAACUGGAUUCUCCUAAUGGGGGUUCUACUCAGCUGGGUUCUCUUCGUGAGGGUUCUGCUCAGUAAUCUUCACGUCUGCAGGACUUCAGAGACGCCAGUCUGGGAGGCCAGGCGAAGUACUGUGUGAAAACAGACUGCAUUAUGGGACAUCUAUUCUGUUUGUUGUCAGUAGGUUACUGUAUGUGCAUUAUUGACUUACUAAUUUUAUUAAAAUAAUUUGUCUCUAAGUCAACAAGUUUAUUUGGUUUAAGAAAUUCCUUGCAGGUGUCCCAAACUUAAGACAAGAACCGAAAUCUUAUUGGUGAAAUUCAAACCCAGUGUGUAUAAUAUCCUUGCACUGGAUAUGAAUUCAGUGAAGGUUUUAUAUAUAAUGAGUACAAAUACUGAAUAUAGUAUAUAUAGUUGCAGGAAGAAAUUUGUGAACACUUUGGAAUUAACUGGAUUUCUGCAUUAACUAUUCAUUAAAUAUGGUCUGAUCUUCA
Molecule: messenger RNA, 1687 nt
Organism: Anguilla anguilla (European eel)
Lineage: Eukaryota; Metazoa; Chordata; Actinopteri; Anguilliformes; Anguillidae
Gene: chic2
Product: cysteine-rich hydrophobic domain 2
Exons: 6
Coding region: 230-727 (165 amino acids)
Source: RefSeq, a predicted model, not a curated record